Messenger RNA from Fonsecaea multimorphosa CBS 102226, 1692 nucleotides. RefSeq lists its product as uncharacterized. The transcript has 10 exons. The record is from RefSeq and is a predicted model, not a curated record. NCBI's taxonomy places the organism in Eukaryota, Fungi, Ascomycota, Eurotiomycetes, Chaetothyriales, Herpotrichiellaceae. Bases 1 to 1692 code for a protein of 563 amino acids. Gene Ontology annotation, molecular function: propionyl-CoA carboxylase activity.
AUGGCAAUCGACGAUUCUGCCCAAGACAAGACGAAGGCAAGUGCCCGACUUGAGCAGAUACAGCAGCAGGUCUCUGCAAAAUCCAACGCUCGCCGCCAGAAGAAGACAAAAUCAUCCGAAGGUCCGGCAGACUGGUCCGAUGUGAUGGCGGAGCUGGAUCAAGUUCGGAAACUCGCGCAAACCCCGAAGACCAACACCACUGGUUACAUUCGUCACAAAGAGGCAGGAAAGCUAUGGGUGAGGGAGAGGGUCGAAAUGCUUCUUGACCCGGGAAGUUUUCGAGAAGUCGGGAGUGCUGCUGGCACAGCUACAUGGGUCAAAGCCAAUUCUUCGUCGGAUAACGUGGUCGAGGCGGAAAGAGAGAUCAUUGCCGACUUCGUUCCCAGCAAUAAUGUUCAAGGUUUUGGGAACAUUCGGGGUCGACGGGUAUUGUUGACGGCCGACGACUUCACUCUUCGCGCAGGCCAUGCAGACGGAGCGCUCAUGGCAAAGACACUUUACAUGGAAAAGCUUGCAGUACACAUGAGGCUUCCCAUGAUCAAAUUGGUUGACGGCUCCUCAGGCGGUGGCUCAAUAACGACCUACCGGGUUCAGAAAGCGUCUUACAUUCCGCAGCUGGAAUUGUUGCCGUGGGUGAUGCGGCAAUUGGACUUGGGCAUCCCGAAUUGCGCUGCCGUGGUCGGUCCGGCUGUUGGCCUGGGUGCCGCGCGAGCAGCCGGAUGCCACUUCUCCGUCAUGGCAAAUGAUAUCGGGUCACUCUUCAAUGCUGGACCAAAGGUGGUCGAGGGAGCCACGUUCGAAGAAGAUCUGAGUCCGCAGGAACUUGGCGGAGCGGAGAUUCAUUGCUGCAAUGGAGUCAUCGACAACUUGGCGGCAGACGAGCGUGGAUGCUAUGAUCAGAUAGCUCAGUUCUUGCAAUAUGUUCCGAAUCACGGCGGGGUGUUACCACCUGUCGUGCCGUCCGCGGACGAGCCCAACAGAAUGUGCCCUGAAUUGAGGGAGGCCAUACCGAGAAGGCGCCAACGUUCCUACGAUGUCAGAUCGAUCAUCAACCGCCUUGUUGACGGGGAAUCGUUCUUUGAAAUCGGUCGGCUAUGGGGCAGGACGGUCGUGGUGGGCCUAGCCCGCUUAGGUGGCCGGCCAGUGGGCAUUUUCGCAGAUGAUCCUCAAUUUAAUGCCGGAGCUAUGGAUACUCCCGGCUGCCAAAAACUAAUGAAGCAUAUCAAACUGUGUGAUGUGAUGGGCCUACCCUUGAUACAACUUUUGGAUAUCCCAGGGCGAGUGGCCUCCUCCAAAAAGCAGAGGAGUGCUUGUAUGAAAUGGGCAAUGGAGCUGUGCAAGGCCUACUUUGCGACUACAAUUCCUAUCUAUACCAUCAUCAUUCGGCGAUGCUAUGGUAUCGGAGGGGCGAUUCUCGUUGACAACCGGAAUCCAAAUUGCCGGGUCGCAUGGCCAUCCGUGAAUUGGGGUUCACUUCCGCUUGAUGGUGGGAUUGAAGGCAUGCAAUUUUUCAACCAUCGAGCCGAGCUCCGAAGAGCUGGAGACAAUUACAAACAGGUCUACAACCGACUCGAAGCCGAGUACCUCAACCUGAUGAAUCCAGUCCGCACAGCGAAUUAUUUCGGGAUAGAAGAGAUUAUCGACCCGGCAAUGACAAGGUCUCUAGCUUGUGAAUGGACAAAGGACAUGUAA